Molecule: messenger RNA, 6322 nt
Organism: Anopheles arabiensis
Lineage: Eukaryota; Metazoa; Arthropoda; Insecta; Diptera; Culicidae
Product: transcription factor btd
Exons: 4
Coding region: 2315-4831 (838 amino acids)
Biological process (GO): regulation of transcription by RNA polymerase II
Molecular function (GO): RNA polymerase II cis-regulatory region sequence-specific DNA binding; DNA-binding transcription factor activity, RNA polymerase II-specific
Source: RefSeq, a predicted model, not a curated record
GAGCGAAAAGCGUUUUACGCUGGCAAACCUAUAAUUAGUCGAAACGUGCCCGUCGUCGGUUUCGCAUUGCCUUCUCUCUGUCCGCUGCAGCAGUACUGGCCGUUCGCUUUUUUUUCUUCUGUCGCUACAUUUGUGUGUGUGUGUGUGUGUGUGUGUCGUACGAGCACGCAUACUUACGUACCUUGCUGGCGAAGAGACUAGUGAAUAUACGUAGACACACACUAACAAGCCCUGUUCCGUCCUAGCGGGUGUGCUGCGGGUUGAAUUAUUUUGGCGUGUGUGAUUUUGUGUUUUUUUUUGUUGUCUCCACUUCAACCUUGUUGUGAUACACUCAUAAGUGGAUAGACUCCUUUUACCAGUACGCGAAAGACUAGAAAAAAAAACAGUAAAUCGACAAAAAAAAAGCAAACAUUACCGUGAACGAUCCUCGGGAGCGCCUUGGUGUACUAGGAAAAUUCUAGGAAAAGAAAAAGAAACAAAACAACAACACAAAACCAUGUGCGGUCCAACGACUCGCUCGCUGUUUCCCGGAGCUUGCCUGGCAGUGUGAACAAAAGGAGCCGGUCAAUGCUCGCGUGUUAAACAAAAAAAAAAAGUGCACUCAAAAAGAACACCAUCCAGCAGCGGAAAAAGAAUGUAAACAACGAUCAACGACGCACGGGGUAAAAAAGCAGAAUAAGGAAAAGAUAAUCAACCUCACCCACUAUCAAACAGACCCGCGUGUGCCAUCCUGUGCGACAGUGCUGUGCCUGUGCCCGUCCGUCCAUCCGUGUGUGUGUUUGUAUGAAAUGUGCGUUUAAAUGUGUUACAACCGUGAUUAGUGUCGAUCGACUACCGCAAAAGGAAGAAGGACCACUAAGAGAUUGAGCGGGAGCGCGUGUGUGCGGGGCAAAGUAGUACGUGCGUGCGUGUGCAAACGCCUUUUCAACGCCCUCCCCCUUAACAUACACACACACACACACAGUGCUUCCUCCUUGCCGGAGGGAGGUGUUGAUUUUUGUUUUAGGGGCGAGUGCGAGCGCGCGCGCGAGAGAGGAGGAACGAAACACACAACACGGCGACCAAAGAAGUAAAAAUAAGAUUUAAAAAAAAAAAAGUACACCCAUCCCCAUCCAAUCUCUGCGAGUGCGCGCGCGUGUGUGCGUGCGUGCGUGGAAGAGAGAUAGAAGAAGGACACAGGGGCAGGAUUCUUUUUUUCGUCGCUGCGCUUGGCCCAAAAAGGGUCUGGGGCUGUGCGUACGCACGAAAGCACGUCCCGAUUGCCGAACGGCCCCGAACCAAACGCCUCGCAAGUGUGAGCGAGAAGGAGAGAGAGUGUGUGUGAGAGAGAGAGAGAGAGAGAGAGAGAGAGCGCGUGCACAAGGGCGAUCGUACGCGCGGGCAAGCUUGCCCGAGAGCGAGAGCGCUACUACCCGGUGCGAAAGAGAGAGCGCGCGCGCGCGCGCUCGCGAGUGAACGAGCAAGAGCGAGAGCGAGCGCGGGCCCCGAGAGCGUGCGAUGCGAGCGCGCGGGUACCGGCAGCAGCAACUAAUGAACGCCGUUCAGUGAGGCCUUAAUAAUAGUGUUUAGAAGUGGUUAAUUUCGGCUUCAACCGCUCCGCGAGGCAGGUCACAAAAUAUCGCACCAAGCAGCAGCAGCAGCAGCAGCUCUCUCGGCAGCAGCAGCGCCUCAUCAUCAACUUUUCGGGUCACCACCGUUUGGAGUGUUUGGAGUUGUUGGACGAGCGAAGCAAAAAAAAAAAAACAGCCCUCCUUUCGGUGUUGUCGUCGUCGUUGUUGCAAAUUACGUUCAAAGCAGCGGCGCUUUUAAAAAAAAUAGGUGGGCGGCAGGGGAGUAUACGUGCGUGCCUGUGUGUGCAUGUGUUUUUAUCGGUCCAUGUGUCGCCCCCCCCCCAUGUGUGUGUGUCAGCCGUAUGUGCAUUUGUUAGUGUUUUCCGGCGUGCUUCCGGUUCCGUGUGUCCUGUCCCGAUCCAGUCGAUCCAAAGCUCCUUGUCGCGUCUGCGUGUGAGUGUGUGUUAGUGUUUUGCAGUGUGGCAACGGGCAAAUGUGUGUCACAGGGCGCAACCGAAACUGGAGCUAAUAACCACCACCAAUCAAACUAACAACCAAAACCACAAGUCGCCGCGAAGGAACUUUUGCCCCCCCCCGCCAAGCAACUGGAGGAAAGGCAGUGUACAUGUAACAUGCCGAUAAGUGUGGGCAGUAGUAGUAGUAGCAGUUUGCCAGCCCCCGUUUAAUGUGUGCAAUUUAACGCCCCCCCCCCCCCCUGAAAGCGACGCGCGCACCCCAAAAACACACACACAAACGGCCACAAAAUGAUGGCAUCACCCAGCUUCAUGACGCAGUAUCACAAUCACCAGUGGAACAACGGCACAACACAAAGUCAGUUGUCAGCCUUGAACAUCCUGCCAUAUCAGUAUCCGCCGCAGCCACCGUCGGUAAGCAGCCUCGGCUCGGUCGCGUCCGUCGGCUCGGCCGGCCUGUCGCCCACGCAGUCGAUCGCGUCCUCGAGCGGGGCGGCCAGCAACAGCAGCAGCUUCAGUGCCGUCGGUGGCCCCGCCGGCGGCCCCACCAUCACGGCGGCCGGCGGUGGCUGUGGCGCCGGCUCCUCCAACACGGCCAGCCCGGACGCGACGGUGACGACGGCGGCGGCGGCGGCUGCGGCCGCGGCGGCCGCCUCGAGUGCGGCCGCCGCCUCGUACGGCUUCGGGAUGGUGCAGCAGUCCGGUGCGCUUGAGAUGACCGCACGACCGCAAGCAAUGCACUACCCAUCGUACGCAUCGUACAGCCCGGCCAGCUACUACAACAACGUCAGCAUGGCGACCAGCCCGUGGUUCGCGCAGGAAACGAUGUACGGCACGGCGGCCGGCUGGCACGGGGCCGCGGCGGACGCGUACGGCCUCAAGCUGGAGGAGUACUCGCACCAGACGCAGGCCCAGCGCCGCUGCGCCCGCUGCACCUGCCCGAACUGCAUCAACGAGCUGUCCGGGCUGCCGCCGGUCGUCGGGCCGGACGAGAAGGGCAAGCGGCAGCACAUCUGCCACAUACCGGGGUGCGAGAAAAUCUACGGCAAGACGAGCCACCUGAAGGCGCACCUCCGGUGGCACACGGGCGAGCGGCCCUUCCAGUGCAAGUGGCUGUUCUGCGGCAAGCGGUUCACGCGCUCGGACGAGCUGCAGCGCCACUUCCGCACGCACACGGGCGAGAAGCGGUUCACGUGCACGAUCUGCAGCAAGAAGUUUAUGCGCAGCGACCAUCUCGCGAAGCACGUGAAGACGCACGAGAACAAGGCGAAGAAGAUCGCGAAGCGGUCGGAAAAGCUGGAGGAGGCGAAGCAGCGGCGCGAGGAAACGAAGCUAAAGUCGCUCGAAACGGCGGCGGUGGUGGUGUCGAGGAAGCUGCCGGCGGUCAGCAGUAGUGGCAAGCUGCCGCCCGCCAAGCGGCCGAAGCUCGCCGGCGCCCGCGAGGAUACGGCCCGGCGAAGGGAGGACGACGCGACGGAGAGUGGCAGCUUGGAGCAAGGGCAGCAGCAGCAGCAGCAGCAGCACCAUCACCACCAUCAUCUUCACAGCAGCCAAACGUCCGCCUCGACCAUGCUGGAGGACAUCAACGCCAACAUACGCGUACCUGAGAUCAAGUCGGAGUAUGGCACGACCGGUGGCGGAGGAGGCGGAGGCGGAGGGAUCGGUCUGCUCAAUGUCCUGACGCCGCCCCCGACCGGCAACUCGCCCACGUCGUCGAGUACGGCUGCGGCGGCCGCUGCGGCCGCUGCCGCUGCCGCCGCCGCCGCUGCCGCGUACCAGAACUACCACCACCAUCACCACCAUCACCAUCAUCAUGCGGUGGCGGCCGCCCACCACCAUCACCACGCGUCCUACUUCCAGAGUCCCUUCUUCCAGGCGAGCGCGGCCGAUGGUGGUGGCCCGGGUGCGCCCGGAGGGAAGAGCCACUUUGCCAGCUACGCGGACGGUGGCAGCUUUCACGGUGGUGCAGCCGGCAACAACCUCCGGUCCGCCAUGGCGUCCUCGCUGAGCUGCGACAGCAAACCGGGCGUGACGGCGGCGAGUCAGCGAAGCGCCCGAACGACCAGCAGCAGCAACAACAACAACAACAACACGAGCGGUAGCAGUAGUACCAGCAGCAGCAGCAACACCAGCAGUGCCAUCGCCGAGCUCAGCAACAGCCUGGUGAAGCUGGAGGAGUACGCCAACGGGCACGGGCUGGGCGGCAGCCGGAUCGAAGGAGCGGGCGUCGCGGCGGCCACAUCCGGAUCGGGCGAGAGCGACGGCAGUUCCAGCAGCAACAACAACAACAACAACAACAACACCCUCAACAACCACGUACUACCUCAUGGGGCGCAGCUGUACCAGUCGGCGUCCCACCACUACCAUCCUUACGCGGCAAUGAAGGCGGCCGCCGCCGGUGGAGGUGGUGGUGGUGGUGGUGGUGGUGUCGGGAUGCCAUCGUCCGCCUCCUACGGAAGCCUAUCGCCGUACGAGCAGGAAGGAGGAGGAGGAGGAGGAGGAGGAGGAGGCGGCAGUCAACAUCACGGAUCAUCGUCGGCCUCCACCUACAACAUGAUGAUGAGCAACUACUCUCUGCAUCAGCACCACCAGCACCAUCAGCAGCAGCAGCAGCAGCAGCAACAACAGCAACAUCAUCUUCACCAUCACCAGCAACAACAGCACCAGCAACACCAGCAACAGCAACUUCUCAAUCAACAGCAGCACCAUCAGCAUCAGCAACAGCUGCAACAUCAGCUACAGCUCAACCUGACGUCACAGCCGGCCGGCGCUAGUGCAGGUACCACAACGAACCCUCUGUUCAAGUAAGUCUUCAAGUAGGCAGGUCCCCUUAACACACCACCAGUGAUAUCAGACAGAGAGAGGAGGGAGUCAUAUGAGAGAGUUCUGGAAGGCUCGUUUCCUGCUGGAAGUCCUCUAGCGUCGAUAAAGAGAGUUCGAAGGUACUACUAGGCCACUAGAGCUCUCCACUCUUACGCUCAGCAGAGUUGUGCUUCAGAGCUAUGUGCUACUGAUAUCCCACACGCCGUCUCUCUCGCUUCCUCGACCUCGAACUCGACCUCUAGCUACUCUACCAGCUCUAGUUGACGCGUGUGCGCCCUCUCAGGGACUUGCCGAUGAAUGUUCAAUUUUCCAAAAUUUAAUUCUCCCGAAGCGCUUACUAACCCAAAAACAACACUGCUCCAAAGUCGCUGGCCGAGCUUCAAAUCAAGAAGAUAGCAGACAACAACAAGAAAAACUCCUUUCCACACAACAAGUGUUCGAUACAAAUAAUUUUGUUCCCAAAACAAUAGAAUAACUGCACACACACACACACACAAACAAACUGCUUUGAAUGCUUGCGCUCCUCGAGAAGUCUUCGAAAGUCCAGGCAGCGAGUCUGCGAUUACCAUCCAUGAUGGUGUGUGUGUGUGUGGGGACAAGUGUGAAAUGAAUUGUAAAUAAAAUCCUGUACAGAGAAGAACUUGCGACGUUUUUUUAGAGUGUUAAGUGAAAAAUAAACAAGAAAAUUCUCGUCUUGAACGCGCAUUUUUAGCGAAACGAAAGUCGUGGGAAGAAAGAAAUGGGCUCUUUCUCUCGUUAGUGGUGGCAAGGUUUAAGGGUCUAAAAGAUGCGAUAAAAUCUCAGUGCAAAUUUAUUAUGUUUUUUUUUUUGUUUUCCAAUCAACAAACGCGUGUGUGUACAGUAGGUCGAAAAGUUUGUAAUGUUCGUACAGAAUUAAAAGUAAAUCGUGUGCAUGUGUGUGUGUGUGUGUGUGUGUGGGAGGUGAUAGGCAGAAGGAAUGUUUAUGCAAAAGGGCAGGGCAGAGCUACUCUAACCUAAUACGCCUCAGAUAUUCUGACGGUUUUGUUUUCCAAAGAAAUAGUGACGUUGAGGCAAAAGGGUCCGGUGCGCAAACUAAAACAAAACAAACGAGCAGCAAGAUCGAUGCAGUAGAGCCACACACCCACACACACGCAGUGAGACAGAGAGAGAGAAGGUCCUUUCAGUUAUAAUUAAUAAAAAAAAACAUAUUGUACAGAGAACAAGGAGGAAGCAUAGUAAUAAGAGGAAGCUGAAUUUGAACGCACAAAACGGUUAUAUUUAGACGGCAAACGAACAAACAAACGGGGUGAAUUACUUUAAAGUUUAUCUUAUACAUAUAGACUAUAUACAUAUAUUUAUGGAAUCACUUCCCCUCAAAAAACAACAAAAACCCCCUUCCUCAAUCCCCAUCGUCCCUUAGAGAACAAACGGCGAAAGUGCGCGCGCGAACAAACGUAAACACUGGAGUUUGCAAAUAAAAAACACGCAACAAAA